UUGAUUGGUUGGAAAGGCAGACGUGAGCUGGUGGGGAGGUCUGGGGAGGCCGUGAGGUGCGCAGAACAACUUGCCUGGUGCUCCGUGGAAACCAGGCUGUGUGGAAACGUUAACCCGACCUGGUCCCCGGAAAUGCGAGGAUCGGCCUCAGGCUUUCUUUACAUGCUGUCCUGAAUAAAUGGGAAAGGGAAUGUUGGCACCUGACACCAUCCCACCCCCCCUCAUUUAUUGGGGACGCUAUAUGGGACAGUGAAGCAAUGGUCAGACCGAUGCCCUGCUCUGACGUUAAAACUAAUAAAAUGAACAAUUAAAACACGUGAUUCACUCCUUUAUAGGUGCCUUUUAACCAAACAGGCACAGGAUAUGUUCUUUGGACCUAGGAUCAUAUGGAUGCUCCAUGAGACCCCGCGGAAAAAACCCUAAAAUGGGGGCUCUGGUCUUUGCUCCUAGAAUAGCCUGAGAACUGGGACUCGCUUCUGGUCUCCAGGGCAACAGGCCAGGUGACCAAUCAGGUCGCAGACCCGGGGUCAUUGUUGGAGGCAGACGUGUUGCCAUGACUCCUGAAACCUGGGUGACUGGAUGAUACAGAGACAAGAGCCUGCUUGUGUCCUGGGCCGGUGUCCCGCAAGUGUGUGGACAUGUCUGGGGGAAAGGCCACGAAAGUAGAAGAGAGUUUUCAAAGGGUCCUGGGAUUUAAGAAGAUGGUCGACAGGUGGCAGAAUUCACACACCCACUGUGUGUGGCAGACGACGCUGGGCCAGAGGAGAAACCUGUAUGCUGCCCUAAGGAUGCAGGACACCAGGGGACAGGAGUUGGCACUGGCCGACAAGCAGCUGCUGAUGGCCCGUCGAGCGGCCCUGCACCAGCUGCUUGAACAGGAGCAUCAGCAGUACCAGCAGGAACUGAAUCUGACGGGCAGAGCAUUUUAUGUGGAGAGACUCUGACGGUGCCCAAAACAAAGCUGGCUCUUAAUGGCUCGAAGGCAGACAUAUGGCUCAUUCUACGGCCCUGAAUCCCUAUUGGCUGCAAAAGUGUUUAGCUGUACCCGUGAUCUUAAAACAGCUUCCUGGGUUUUGCUCA
Neofelis nebulosa (Clouded leopard) is the source of this 1080-nucleotide messenger RNA. It is a transcript of the gene CFAP141, whose product is annotated as cilia and flagella associated protein 141. NCBI's taxonomy places the organism in Eukaryota, Metazoa, Chordata, Mammalia, Carnivora, Felidae. Bases 639 to 944 code for a protein of 101 amino acids. The record is from RefSeq and is a predicted model, not a curated record. The transcript is spliced from 4 exons.